Molecule: messenger RNA, 6660 nt
Organism: Bathycoccus prasinos
Lineage: Eukaryota; Viridiplantae; Chlorophyta; Mamiellophyceae; Mamiellales; Bathycoccaceae
Exons: 1
Coding region: 1-6660 (2219 amino acids)
Biological process (GO): glycyl-tRNA aminoacylation
Cellular component (GO): cytoplasm
Molecular function (GO): ATP binding; glycine-tRNA ligase activity; protein binding
Source: RefSeq, a predicted model, not a curated record
AUGGGGAAAAAUAAAAAGAACCGAUCGAAAUCGCGGUCGAAAUCCGCAGUCGGAGGAAGGACCACCACGGGGAGGACUGAAAAUGAUGAUCUGGGAAAGGACGCGAAUUUAACAACGAAAAAGGAAGACGACGUGAGCGCGUUUGAAGGCGUGAUGCCGUCGAUAUCGACAGAGACUGAUGGUACUAAUGCUGCUGCUGGAAUGAUGACAUCGAGUCGAUCGCACUCCAUGCUGUCCUCGCAACACACCGACAAAUCGGAUGGUAUUGCCGAGCAGCAAAUGAUUAAAGCGUUGAGGAAAGUCCAGGCGGUGGUUCGCGGGUGGAAGACGAGGGCGAAACUCUCCGCGGAACUCGCGAAAGCGUCCGUGGAACUCGGAGGCGCGUGGGAACUCUUUGAACUCGCGCCGUCGGAGAAAGUGACGAAAGGACCGAUCAAGUGUAAAGCGUUGUUACCGAAAGCGAGCGGGAACGGGGAGAUGUACGUGACCACUUCGUACGUGUGUUUCGACGCCGAAGAAGGGAAGGAAGAGGAAGGUUUGUUCAACGCGUUGUUACCGGCUGUCUCGAGCGGGGCACAAACGCAACCGUUGCGAUUGAAGAUUCCUUUGUUUGAUUUAGAGUCCGUGGCUCCGAAAGUGACGAGCGUUGGAUUCAUGCAAAGCCGGACGUCGUUGAUUAUGUUGUUCAAAGAUAAAGCGUUUAAACCGAAGGAGUUUGUGGACGUGGAGGAUAUCGAAUCAGUCGUUGAAACGAUUAACUUGCAACUGAGGCAACGUGCGAACGACAUCUCGAACGCACGAUUAAUGGCGAGCAUGGCAGAAGUCGCUUUGAGAGAUCGAAAUAUUCGAAAUGGGAAAGCGGCGAAAGAUUUGAGCUCGUCCAAGUUUUACCAAAUCGCGAAUUCGGCCAACGAAAAAAUGCGGGACGACAUCGAUAUGUUGAUGGAGGCGAGAACGAGAUACGCGAAUGAAAAUGCCAACGCAAACGUCGUCGUGGUAAAGAACAACGACGGCGAAGACGUGGCGUUGAACGAGGACGAGAUCAAAUUGUUGCCGAACGCGAUUUCUCAAAUGAAAGUGAAGCACGCGAACGAGGUCGCGGAGAUACGAAGAGAACACUCGGAACGCACUCUCGAGUUGAGCGAUCGGUACGCGAAGAAGAUUAAAGAGUUGGAGGCAAGAAUUCACGCUUCAGAGGAAGCCGCUCACAACGAAAGGGACGAUAGAAAUAAAAUUGUUAAAGGUUUGAACGAACAAGUGAACAAGUUGAAAGAUUUCAUUAAAAACGCAGAUUCGGAGGCGUCGUUGAACGUGAAAAAGCUGGACGAUCGAUUGGCAACGACUGUUGCGGAGAAUGAAAAGCUGAAAUGGUUCCUCGAAAAAGCCGAACAAUCAAAACUUGCCGCCGAGAAAAGUUUAGAAGUCGAACGCGAAAACUUUUCCAAGCACAAGGGCGAGUUUACGACUGGCGAGAAGAAGCUGGCGAUGUCUUUGGAGGAGAAAUCAAAGGCGUUGGAGGAGAUGAAAAAAAUGCACGAGCAAAUCAAAGACCAUUUACACUCAGAAGGUUUAGAAAAGGCGACCCAACUAGCCGAGGCGAAACAUGCGAUCGUUUUGUUGCAAAAAGAAACCGCGAAGUACGAAAAAGAAACGGAAGAGUUGACGAAAGAGAACUCGACGAACAAGAAGUUGUUGGAAAGCUCUCGAGAGGUUCAAAAAGACGCCAUGAUGAACAUCGAAAAACUGACGAAAGAUUUAGCGGAAGCGAAUGAGAAAAGUGGGAAGAAGAUUGCGUCGUUGAGCAAGACGAUCGAAGAGAUGCACGCGGAUACGAAGGUUGUCGUGCAAGAUCACAUCGAUCUCGUCGAAGAGGACAUUUUCCGAAACGUCAACUUUGUCGUCAUGGAGGAAAAAUUGAAGCUCGCGAACGAGGAUGUCCAACGAUUAACUUUCGAAUUACUUCGCGCUCGACAAUCGGAAGGCAACGAUCGCGUGGGCAUUGCCGCGCAAGCGUUGCAGCAACGCUUGGAAAUGGCGGAGGAAAGAGCGCAGGUUGCGGCGGAAAACGCCAGUCGUCUCGAAUCGAAACGCGUAGUUGCUGAGCAAAUGCUCGCCUCCAUGAAACGCGCAAUGAAAGACGCUCAAAAGAAGCAAGAAGAAGAAGAAAAGGAAGCGUUCGGUGAGAACUUCCAAUCGUCGAAAUCGUCUGCUUUGGCUGUGCUUUCUGGUAUCCAUUCGCGUGAGUACUCUCCGAAACACGCAUCGAUUCGAUUCGAUCCAAAUCAACACGAAAUGGUCAAAGGCGGCGGUGCGGGGGCGACCACGCCAAUCUCAAAAAUGUCGAAACUCGAUCAAUCCACGCCGGCUCCCGCUAUGUCUUCUACCUCAAACUUCACUACUCCUGCGAGCAAAUCAGCGAAGUACGCGGCCCCGAUGGUGGACGCGCCGAUGUCAUCUAUUAUGAAAUCCAAAUCUGGAAACGCCAGUGCGCAAAUGAACGAAAGGUCGGGUACUCUUUCCCCGGCAGCGAGUGGCACCAUGAGUCCGCCAGUCAUUGUUGAGCGUAUUGUUGAAAAGAUUGUUGAAGUUCCGGUGUAUAAAGAUGUGCCAACAGUAGUCGAAAAAGUUGUUGAGAAGAUUGUCGAGAAGAAAGUCCCGACUGGUAUUACCGAAUCCGAUUUGAAGCGCGCGAAAGAACUCGGUAAAGCGGAGUUGAAGUCGGAAAUUGAAAAACUCGAAAAGUUGAAGCAAGACACGGCACCGAAAGAGGUGGAAGUGGAGAAACUCGUCGAGGUGUAUUUGACCAAAGACGAAGUGAAGAAGAAGAACGAAGAGUUGAAGUUGAAAAUCAAAGACUUGGAGAAAUCCAUCGAAAACGAACGCAAACAAAAGAACGAGAACACGAAAGCCGUGAAAGAGCUCGAGAAGGAGUUGAAAUCUGCGCGUAAAGCGCUUGAAUCGAAGAAACCUAUCGAGAAAAUCGUCGAGUUAGAGUACUUCGUCGAAGUUCCGACCGGGAUAUCGAAGGAGACACUCGAGAAGCACGAGAAGAAAAUCUUGGACAAGGCGGAAAAAGACGUCGAAAGUCGCAAGAAGGCGCUGGAGAAAGAAACGUCGCAACUUCGAAAAGAGUUGAAAGCAUCGACGGAGACAGCUCUCAGAGAAGCGAAGAAAAAAGUCGAGGAUGCAGAAAAGAAGGUGUCAGAGGCAGAGAAGGAAGCGGCGGUGGCUUUCGAGAUGGAGCGCAAGGCGCUCGCCGAGAAGGAGAAAACACUCGCGGACGAAUCCAAGAACAUCAAAAAGCGCAUCGAUGAAGGCACGGCGGAAGCGAGAAAACUUUUGCGAGCAGAAGCCGAAGAAAAUAAAAAACUUGCAAAACAAGAACUCGAAGAGGCAAAGGCGGAAUACAAAGCGAAAAUCAAAGAAGCGCGAGCGGAAUCAAAAGAGGCUCAAGAACUGAUGCGAAAGGAAAUUCAAUCGAUGAAAAACAUCAACGCUGAUUCCAUGAAAGCGUUCGAGGAAGGUCAAAAAGAAGCUCGCUCGUUACUUGCGGAAGAGAUUAAACGGUAUAAGAACAAAGAAUCUGAACUCACGAAGAAAACGGAAUCCAUGGCCAAGGAUAUCGAAUCUGCGAAAACAGUCGGGUUUAAAGAAGCGGAAAAAACGUACAAACACGAAAUUGACCGGUUAAAGAAAAUCGAAUCGAGUUUGGACGACGAGAUCAAACGGACGAGAGCAGAACUCAACAAAGAACUCGUUGCCAAGCUCUCCGAGCUUGAGCGCCAAAAGAAACAGUCAGAGACGAAGUAUAUCGCCGAAAUCGCGCAGCUUCGCGCUGCGGCGGUUGCGCCGACCAUCGUCGCGGCUGCGACGAAGGAAGAAGAGAAGACCGUAUCUUCGCCGCCAGCGUCUGACGUAUCGUCAUCACCGAAGAGUAGUAGUAUCAAUAGCAACAACAACAACAACGUUCCAACGAUUACGAAAGCGGAAGAGGUGAUUAAAUACGUAGAAAUUCCGGACAAGCAAAGCGAGAAGCGAUACGAAGCUGAACUGGCGCGAAUCACCAAGGCGCAUGAGGCGAAACUCAAAGACGCGGACGACAAGAUCGAAGCGCUCAAGAAAUCGCAUCAAGUGGAGAUUCAGAAAGUCGAAGGUGAUUUUGCAAACGAAAUCAAAGCGCUCAAGAGUUUGGAUCACGAAGCUUCGAAAGCACGCGAGCAAGGCCAAAAGGACGCGACGAAGACGUUCGAGCGCGACAUGCGGGAUUUACGUAAAUCCGCGGAGAACGAGAAGAAGCAACUCGAAAAGACGAUAUCUCGACUCGAAUCCGAUGUUGCGAGCGUCACACGCAAAGCGAAGAACGAACUCGAAGACGUGCGUCGAGCUUUGGAGAGGGAGAAGGACAAAAUCUCGGACGAACUUGCGCGAGCGAAAAAUGCGAGCGAACGCGACGUGUCCAACGCCAAGUUCAAACUAGAGGUCGCGGAGCAAAAAACGCAAGAAUUGGAGAAGAAAAUUCGAUCGAUGCAAGAGAAAAUCGCUUCACCAGACGAGCAAGUGAAGACGAUCGAACGACAAGAGACGGAACGUAUGAAACUACUCACGGAGAAGGUUAAGUUGGAAGCGAAGGUGAAAUCUUUGGAAGAAAAAAUUUCGUUGCACAAGGUCGAACUUAACGAAACAAUCGCGAAUUCACCGGCAAAAGUCUCGACGAGAGAAAUGCAGAAGCUCAAAGACGAAGCCGUCGCUGCGCGUGCGGAUCAUAAAGCCGCGAAAGAGGAGCUUGGACGCAUGCAAAGCGAAAAUACGCGAUUAUCGCGCGAGAUUGCCACUCUCGAAGUCGAAAAGGCGAAAACAUCAAAACCAACCGUCGAUCCGAUAAUUGCCGAAGAAUUGUCCAAGACGAAAGACCAGUACGCGAAAUCCAUGGAAGAGAAGGCGGUGCUUGAGACGAAACUGUCCUUCCUCGAACGCGAUGCGCCGGCGGCGAAGAAAGAAUUGCUUUCACUCGAAAACGAAAAGAAAAAGAUGGAGGCGCGAAUCACGGCGCUCGAAGCUGUCGAGCGUGAAUUAUCCGCACGCGCCUCCAACGCCGAAGAUACCAAGUCUAAACUCGAAAAGGCGUUUGGUGAGAUGGAAAAGCGCGAGAAGGCGAACGACGCUACGCGUGUAAAGCUCGAGAAGGAAAAUUCGUUGUUGGCUCAGACUCGUGACCAACUUCAAAAGGAGGUUUCCACCUCUGAAUCGAAGCUUUCGAAGCUCACGGAAACGAACGGUGAAAACGAGAGAAAUCUGUACGCACAAACCGCUCGAUUAUCUGAAAUUGAAAAGCAACGCGCCUUGUUGGAUCAGCGCGUUGAGCAACUCGAGAAGGAGAAGGCGGCGUUUGAGAACGAACUCGAGGAAUCAAAAGAGCUUGGGUAUGCGUUACAAAACGCACAAACCAGAUUACAAACCGUCGAGGAAACGUUAAGAGAAACUGUAAACACGUGGAAAGACCUCGAGGAGAAGUACGAGUUUGCAAAAGACGAGUUUGCAAAAGUAGAACGAUCCGAAUCGACGUUGAAGCAAGCGUUGACGACGUUGGAGAAGGAACGCGCCGAGCUCGAAUCGAAAUCCAAGCACAUGUCCGAAGAACUCUCGCGCAACGAAGAAAAGUUGAAGCGAUUGCACGAAGCCGAGACAAAAAUUGCCGUCGAAGCGGAAAAGCAUAAACUCAACGAGGAAAAGUUCAAGCAGCUGGAGGAGCGUACGGCUCAAAUGGAAAAGAGAGCGGAGAUUUUAGCGGAGAAAGAGCGCGAGCUCGUUGGCGUCAAGGAAAAGCUCGUCGCGCACGAGGCGCAAAGGAAAAUGUUCGAGAAGGAAGUUAAGCAAGCGCAAGAAAAACAAUCCAUGCUAGAGUCGACGAUUGAAACGCGCCGAGGAGAGUACCAAGCGGUGAUUUCAAAAAUGUCCGAAGCCGAGCGUGAAGUCGCCAACGCCAAGGUUGCUGCGGCGAUGGCGAAAGAAUACGCCUCGAACUCUCGCGAUACGUUGGAAAAAGUCCAAGAACGCGAAAUGCAAAUGCGCGAAGAGCUCACACAAAUUCGCAUCGCGUACGAAGCGUUGACCGUGGAGUACAGAGAGAAGGCAUUCGAAUACGCCACGAACGCGGCGAGGUUGGAGAAAAUCAUCGCCGAUUUGCAAAGGCAAGUCGCCUUGCUCGAGCAAAAAGCCGAAUCGCUGGUGGAGAAAAACCAUCAACAAGAUCUCGAGAAGCAAAAGUUGCUCAAUCACAUCAAGAACCAAGAGUACGACAUGGAGCAGCUUCGAAAAGAAUCGUUGGGGUAUUACAACGCGUACGUCCAAGUGAACGAACAGUUGAAGCGCACGAAGGAGAUGUUGGAGAAGGAAGUUCGAGAUUCGCAAAAUCUGCACAACGCCAUCGCCAUGGGCAAACAAAAUGCGACCAACAGUUUCGGUCAAAUUGGCUACGGCGGCUACGGGCAGCAUCAACAACAACAAAGCAAUCGAUUAAACUUGGCACCGCCACCCGCCGCACUUUCCUCGUUCAGCCCGGACAAGCCGCAACAAGGGGGUCGAUUCUCUUUGCUCCCGCCUCCGGAUGACAUCAAAGACAUGAUCGGAGGAGGAGGAGGAGGAGAGGGUGACAACUAUUAA